AUGAAGAGCUCUGUGAUUUUCAUACUUUUCCUCUCAGUUUGUGAAACCAUCUUGGGGUCUGCCAUUGUGGCUCCACGUGUGGUGACUGGCACGUCGGCAGAGUCUGUCACGGUCCAGUGCCAGUAUCAGCAGCGCUACAGGGGCAACACAAAGUACUGGUGCAGAGGGGACGUGUAUGAGUUUUGCAAGAUUGUGGUGAAGACCACAGGGCCCAUCGAGACAGAGACGGCCUCUAUCAGAGAGGACAAAGACGCUUGUGUGAUCUCCGUGACAAUCACUGCACUCCGGCGUGAGGACCAGGGCAAGUACUGGUGUGUCAUCAGCAAACAGUGGAGGAAUGAAUACGCACCUGUGUACCUGCAGGUUCGAUAUACAGCACGUCACCCCACUACCAGAAACAGCUCAGUUUCAAACUUGGAGUUUCCUACACCAACCACUUUACCAGUGAGAACCUUUACCACAAGACCACAAGUGGACAGUGGAACACAUUCUGAUGCGUGGUCCACUCUGCGUUGGGUCCUGCUCUGUGUAAUUGUGGUGUGUCCUAUUGCUGCCUGUUUGUGGAAGCACUGCACUUGGCAAACCUGCAAUACCCACAGAGCAGCCGAUCCAGCAUCACUACAGCCCCCUUUACCCCACAGAAGGUCUGAUUAUCCUUAACACACUGCCCAGAUCAGAGUCCAGGUGCCCACCUUUUACACUUUGAUUUUGUUCUGAGUUAACAUGUAGUUGGUUAGUUGGUCAACACCAAGUGAAGGUACUGCCAGAUUCAAACAAAAUCACAUGUGAUGUAAGACUGCAACAAAAUGACAUAUAUGUAUAUA
This is a messenger RNA of Megalops cyprinoides (Indo-Pacific tarpon), 824 nucleotides long. RefSeq names its product CMRF35-like molecule 5. Bases 1 to 660 code for a protein of 219 amino acids. Lineage: Eukaryota; Metazoa; Chordata; Actinopteri; Elopiformes; Megalopidae. The record is from RefSeq and is a predicted model, not a curated record. The transcript is spliced from 5 exons.